This is a messenger RNA of Pelobates fuscus (common spadefoot toad), 1461 nucleotides long. It is a transcript of the gene FAM110D, whose product is annotated as family with sequence similarity 110 member D. Bases 284 to 1348 code for a protein of 354 amino acids. Lineage: Eukaryota; Metazoa; Chordata; Amphibia; Anura; Pelobatidae. The record is from RefSeq and is a predicted model, not a curated record. The transcript has 2 exons.
UUCACACCCUUCUCUAAGACAUCAAGAACUUUGCCCCUUUGUCACACAAAGUUACUUUCUUGCUCCUGCACCCAUUUUCAACACCCUACUCAUUUUCACAUUGCGAGUUGGUGCAUAGUUUAUUUACUGUCUUGUCUAGGUUUUGCUGAAUAUGCCACUACUUUAUCUGGAUUUAGCUCUCUGAGGGCUUGUGUCCCACACUAUAGAGAGACUCUGCCAUGUCACAACCUCAGUUCACAUGGAAUGACUUUCUGGUAUUGAUUAUCUCCAUUUAAACUUCAUAAUGAUUCCUGUUUCUCCUCCUGUAUCUCCACUUCUUCAUAAAUCCUCAAGAGGGGCCUCAGCUUCUGACCGCUUGGAGGCAGAUAAAGCCAAAUAUGUUAAAACACCACAGGUGAUUGAGCGGAGACAAAUUCCAGUAAUUAAUGCAAGCUUUACACCUGCCAUGCCACGCAGAUCACUGUUAGCAGGCAAUAACUGUGAGACACAGGCAGAAUACCCCUGUAGCAAUACCAUGAGUCCUGUUGUACAAAGAAAAAACAUUUCACCACCCUAUAAUAAGGAGGUAAGAUCAAAUCAUUCUCACCAGACAAGUCCCACUCCUAGAAAUCCCAGAAGACUAAUUCAACCAGACAACAACCUUGUUGGCUGCUAUACACACUCCAAAAACCCAAAUUUCCUUGUGUGCCACCAGGGCAAUGAAUCAGUGCAAAAUUCCCCAGAGGCCCAUCUACAAUGUUUGCGUCGUGUUAGUGCUUGGAGACAAUAUCGACCAGACUCACUCAUUAUCUACAGGCAGAGACGUGAAGUUUCACUAACUGGCAAAGAGAACACUGACAGUGAACCAGGACUAGUGAUUCGACUUCUUCAGGGUACUCCACUUUUAAAGAGAAGCAACUCUCCAUCACGUAAUCUCACCCAACCCAGACCUCAAGAAAUGCCUGUGUCUCCAAGGACACAAAAAAUGAUAGAGCAGUCCUCUCUGAACAAAGAUUCUUGUCUCCUUGACCCUCACACACAACAAGCUACAUCAGACAAACAGACUUGUACAACUCCUACUGAUUCUGAACACUUUUUUGAGACUUGUGGCCUAGAAGGAAGUCUGCUGGACUUGUUGGAAAACGUAUACAAGAUGAGUGGAGACACACCAUUUGGUAGUCUGGAGUCAAUAACAGGUGUUAGUGGAGGGAAGGAGGGGGCAUUCAGUGAGGAUGUUAAAGAAGAAAAAACACCAGUAUCUGUUAUUGAGAGGAAUGCAAGGGUCAUAAAGUGGAUCUACAGCUGUCAACAAGCAAGGUCUACUGGGAACCAGAGUGAAAAGCAAAAGCCACGGGAGUCUACAGUGUGAGUGCAAUCAUUGUACACCAAAUUAUUAAACACAAGCCAUAAGAAGACAAAAAUAAAGGACCUAACAUUGAGAAAUACUUUUGGCUGAAAUUAAUGUAUUGCGUCUGUGAGGAG